AUGUUUCUCUUUGACGCACUUGUCUUUCUCAUAGCCAUCUCGCUGUCCAUAGGCAUUUCGGUGCUCAUUUCACAACCUUUCAACGGCGCCAUUGUUCGCUUGCGUGCCAACUAUUUGCCCAAGGCUGUUAGUCUUGACAACGUUCUCGAAGAUGGCGCAGGCUCAGCAAGCGGGCCACGCGCGCUUUCGUCGUUCUUGCUUUCAGAGCGCAGGUCGAGCGCAAAGAUCGGCCCGGUCGUCACGGGCGUCUUUUCGAUGAUGCUCAGAACUAAACGCUUGGAAGGCUGGGCCGGGAUCUACAAAGGCUCCAUCCCCGUAGCUAUUCAGAUCUUGACGCUGAGCUCACUCACAGUUAUCUUCUUCGCCGGCGCCUCCGCAAGCUCGCCGGGUAGCGCGUACAAGGCCGGUCCCGCCGGUCCAGGGCAAUUCAGCUUCUUUGCCAACCUGUUCUACAUGCUCUUUGUAGCCUUGGCUGCACUGCCGCUCAACGUUAUCACCUAUCGCGCCAUUGUUCAUCCUCGCAUUCUCCCGCUCAACAGACCGAGGGAAAACCUUCGUGAACUCCUCUCCUAUACCGAAUUCAAUCAGCCUUGGCGCCUCUACAUGCUACCAGGUCUUCUGGCUGCCAACAUGCUCCACGUCAUCUGGAUCGGCCUCGCCACUCGCAUCGUUCGACAGCUCACGGUCCCCUCUCUCGGCGGUAUCCCUGGCACCAACCCUGCUGCACCGGGCGACAACACCUACUCAGGCCCAAACUCGAACAUGCUCGAGGUCAGUCCUGUGGGUUUGCCCAUCUUUGUGCUCUGGAACGUCAUCAGCGUGGUGGUUCUGGCUCCCCUCGAGUGCGCUAUGGUGAGACUCUCGACGCAGCGACCGGAAAGGCAGAACCCGCUUCACAGGGCGUAUGCACGCGUGCCUGCCCAGGGCAAUGGCGCAGCUCCGUCGCCCUACUCGCAUCAAGCAACCGCGGCUGCACAGGCGCAGCCUGGAGGAGGCUAUAGAGACGCGGAUCCGGCCGCCGCUAGAAAAUCGACGGAUAGCGCUGCGGAUAAACCACUUCCUUCGUCUCCUAGCGAGCUGCCCGGACGGCCGUCGUUUGCCAUCGAAGACGAAGACGACGAUGAUGGUGAUGUGGGGACUGCGCAACCAAAGGCGAAUGGAAACAGCAGCAACAAGGCAGCUCGUGUGCUUGGUCAGACCAGCUCUGAACCGGGCGCGGCCACGGCAGCGGCUGCUGCGGGUUCGGACGCAUCGUACAACGCGCAACCAACGUUUUCGGGAGGCGAACCGCCAGAGCCAGUGAUUGCGCUGCGUCCGAUCGAAGAACAGACUGUCGAAGAGGCAGCUGCUGAAUUCGGCGCACCCGUUGUGAAGAGGUAUGAGGGUUUGAUGGAUUGCUUCAACAAGAUGGUCGAUGAGGAAGGCGUUGAGAGUCUGGGGAGGGGCGCGUGGGUCACUUUGAUCGCCAUGUUUGCCGGUUCAUUCAGUUGA
Molecule: messenger RNA, 1491 nt
Organism: Mycosarcoma maydis (corn smut)
Lineage: Eukaryota; Fungi; Basidiomycota; Ustilaginomycetes; Ustilaginales
Exons: 1
Coding region: 1-1491 (496 amino acids)
Biological process (GO): transport
Molecular function (GO): transmembrane transporter activity
Source: RefSeq, a predicted model, not a curated record